Molecule: messenger RNA, 1095 nt
Organism: Chenopodium quinoa (quinoa)
Lineage: Eukaryota; Viridiplantae; Streptophyta; Magnoliopsida; Caryophyllales; Amaranthaceae
Product: protein IN2-1 homolog B-like
Exons: 10
Coding region: 144-851 (235 amino acids)
Molecular function (GO): glutathione transferase activity
Source: RefSeq, a predicted model, not a curated record
AUACAGAGUGGAAGGAGUUAUAAAUUCCUUCCAUUUCUCAUUUCUGUCUUCAUCUUUCUACUUCUUUCUCUCUGAAUCUUCCCUAUUUUUCAUCCAAAACCAGAAGAAGCUACAUACGUCAUCCCUGUCGUCAGCUUUCUGCCAUGGCUGCAUCAGGCGCUAAAGUUGCUCUUCCACCAACUCUUGAUUCGAAAUCGCCGCAACCUCCUCUUUUCGACGGAACCACUAGGUUGUACACUGCCUACACAUGUCCUUAUGCCCAGCGUGUCUGGAUCGGCCUAAAUUACAAGGGGUUGCAGGAUAAAAUCCAAUUGGUUCCCAUAAGUUUAGAUGAUAAACCAACAUGGUAUAAGGAUGUUUACCCUCCUGCUAAGGUUCCUGCUCUGGAGCACAACAAUGAGGUGAAGGGAGAGAGCCUUGAUUUGCUGAAAUAUCUUGAUAGCCACUUUGAAGGACCUAAGCUUUUUCCUGAUGAUCCUGCUAAAAGAGAAUUUGCAGAGGAAAUAUUGGCCUAUGCUGGCACAUUUGGUGGAGCUGUUCUCUCUCAUCUCAAAGGGGGUCCUAACAGUGAAAUGAUUGCUGCCCUUGACAAAUUAGAAGAGGCUCUUGCUAAAUUUGAUGAUGGGCCAUUCUUCCUGGGCCAAUUUAGUGCAGUGGAUAUUGCCUAUGCUCCCUUUGUAGAAAGGUUCCAGCCACUGUUGUUAGAGUUGAAGAACUAUGAUAUUACAUCUGGGAGGCCUAAGUUAGGCACAUGGAUUGAGGAACUGAACAAAUUGGACGCCUAUAAAAAAAGCAAAUGGGAUAUCAAUGAACUCACCUCUGCCUUCAAGAGGCGUGUUUUGGGACUGUGAAGAUCUCAUUUUCUUGUUGGCUGAGAUGCAUUACCCGGCAGCUUUCUUCUUGAAUAAAGCGAAGAGUUAUUUGAAAAAACUUACCGGACUGACUGUAAUAAUCAUGCUUUUUAACUUCCCUAUGCUUCAGUUUAAAUAGAUAUUGGAUAUGAAGUCAUGUUUUUACUCUACAGUCCAACUAAACCUUCUAUAAUCAAACUAUGGGGAAAAAUGCUUGCAUGUCAAAAACAUGGAUUUCAUUACA